Messenger RNA from Solanum verrucosum, 330 nucleotides. RefSeq lists its product as uncharacterized. The coding region runs from base 1 to 330 and encodes 109 amino acids. Lineage: Eukaryota; Viridiplantae; Streptophyta; Magnoliopsida; Solanales; Solanaceae. The transcript has 2 exons. The record is from RefSeq and is a predicted model, not a curated record.
AUGUCUCUAAAACCAACAAAAGCCAUCUGGGAUUAUCUCAUGUUAGAAUAUGAAGGAGAUGAUCGUAUCAAAGAAGAUGAAAGAAUCGAAAACCAUCAAGAAUACUCUGACAGGCUUAUGAGCAUAGCAAACAGAGUAAGAUUACUUGGUUCUGAGUUUAAAGUUUCGCGUACUGUUGAAAAGAUUUUGCUUACUGUACCGGAAAGAUUUGAAGCCACCAUUACCACUUUGGAGAACACCAAGGAUCUGUCAAAAAUCACUUUGGCGGAAUUAUUGAAUUCCUUGCAGGCUCAAGAACAAAGAAGGUUUAUGAGAGAAGAUGGAAUUUGA